This is a messenger RNA of Chlorella variabilis, 456 nucleotides long. RefSeq lists its product as hypothetical. Lineage: Eukaryota; Viridiplantae; Chlorophyta; Trebouxiophyceae; Chlorellales; Chlorellaceae. The transcript is spliced from 3 exons. Bases 1 to 456 code for a protein of 151 amino acids. The record is from RefSeq and is a predicted model, not a curated record.
AUGCCGGUCCCAGGGCUGCCUUUCACCGACGAGCAGCUCUUCCCGCUGCAAAACGGCGUGCUGGUGGCGUGGGCGCUGCUGGCGGUCGCCCCACGGGCGCGCUUCACCAUGCGUGUUGUUACCGCCACCGCGCUCUUCUUCUCUGCGCUAUAUGUGGGGCUGAUGGCGGACGCUAUGGGGAAAGGCGAUACACCAGACUUUUUCUCAUAUGCUGGCGUCUCCAAGCUUCUGUCCAUGCAGCGUGUGGUGCUCCCCGCUUGGAUACACUAUGUUGUCUUCGACCUGUGGACUGGCCGCUGGGAGGUGCUGGAUGCCGGCCGCCGCGGCGUCCCCCAGAUCCUGAUGGCGGUGCCGCUCUUCUUCACGCUGAUGCUGGGCCCUUCCGGCCUCCUGCUCUACCUGGCCGCCAUCAGGCCAUUUUUCCGCGAGCGCCCUGCUGCCAGCAAGCAGGACUGA